Dentiscutata heterogama is the source of this 504-nucleotide messenger RNA. Lineage: Eukaryota; Fungi; Glomeromycota; Glomeromycetes; Diversisporales; Gigasporaceae. The record is from the annotation of a GenBank genome assembly.
GAGUCAAAAUCUAAGGAUAUUCCCCUUUGGUUAAUAGAUCAUUUCGUUUCCGUAUCCCAUGAUCAUCCAAACCGUCCUCCACAUCGUCCUCCUCCAGACCAUCCUCCAACUUAUCCACCGCUACCAACGCCAAAACGAGCUUAUGUAAAAUUUAAUAAUCCUCCUGAUGUAAUAAAAGGUGUAAUUGCUUUUUGGGAAACUCCUUCAAAUAAAACUAUAAUAGUUGGUCAAUUUAGUGAAGGUUUUUCUGAAGGUGAUGAAAAAGAAUAUACUUUUAAAGUUUAUAAUGAAACUUCUGAAAUUGUAGAUUUAAAACCUGCUGAUGAUACUUUAGAUAAAAUAUUUAAAGUUCGUUCUAAUGGUUCUACUGAUCCUUUCUUAUUUAUUUUUGAUACUCCUUUGGUAACUGGUAACAAUAGUGUGAUUGGUAAUUAUUUAGUAAUUGGACGACCUGGUUAUUUACUUGGUAAAAAUUUUAUUCAUAGUUUGCUUAGUUGUAAUUAA